Verticillium dahliae VdLs.17 is the source of this 1197-nucleotide messenger RNA. Its product is annotated as cation efflux family protein family. The transcript has 2 exons. Gene Ontology annotation, molecular function: zinc ion transmembrane transporter activity. Gene Ontology annotation, biological process: transmembrane transport; zinc ion transport; intracellular zinc ion homeostasis. The record is from RefSeq and is a predicted model, not a curated record. NCBI's taxonomy places the organism in Eukaryota, Fungi, Ascomycota, Sordariomycetes, Glomerellales, Plectosphaerellaceae. Gene Ontology annotation, cellular component: Golgi apparatus; membrane. The coding region runs from base 1 to 1197 and encodes 398 amino acids.
AUGGCCGACCUAGACCAAUCUGUCGACGACAGGCCACCGACCACUGCCAGCCCGUUCAAUUUCCAGACACAAACUAUUUCGACGUCGCCUGUCAAGUCGAACAUCGGACAGCGUCGUGGGCAUCGCUACAAACAUAGCUCCAUCUCGACCCAGCAUCAGAUCUUCAAGGAGCCACCGCAACGGCCGCCUCCCGUUCUGCCCGCUUCGCUCCCGAUACCGACACUGAAAGACGCUCGCGAGCGCAUGACAACCGAACAAUGGCAUAGUCUAUACUGGUCACUCUGUCAUCAUGCCGUGGCCUCCUUCCUCUUCUUCCAGUCCAAAGGUUCGCUGGGCAUCAUGGCGCUCUCCCAUCUUGUCUUCUUCGAUGCUGGCAGUGCCCUCAUCUGCGUUGCCGUCGAUGUAUUGGGCAACUUUGAGGUCUGGCGCCGCAGCAGCAUUCGUCAUCCCUUUGGCCUCGAGCGCGCCGAGGUUAUCGCUGGCUUCGCCAUGUCCAUUUUCCUUCUCUUUGGAGGUUUCGACCUGGUGUCCCAUGGACUGAAGCACUGGCUCGAGAGCAAAGGCGGCCAUGAACCGCAUCACGACCACAGCCACGACUACGUCCCUACGGGCGAGGUUGAGUGGGUUGCUGGUGCAGCAGUCAUCAGCACGCUGGUCUCGACUUAUUGGGUCAAAAACCACGCACGAAUCGCCAGGAUCAUGCGCGCCUCAUGGCUGUCUGUGAUCUCCCACCAUUUUAGCAACGUCUUCCACGUCUUGACCAUCUUCUUUUCGACCUUGGUACUCCUCUUGCCGCUGCUACCAGGAGAUCCCAUCUUCUGGGAUCGGACGCUGUGCGCUGCCAUCGCAUGUGCCAUGUUCGUCUUCGGUGCUCAGCUUGGCACAGCUCAAGCCUCCAUGCUGCUCAUGGCCUACCGCGGCACCAAGAGCACGGAUGGGGUUUCUUCCGUCAUGAAGGAGAUUGAGGCGGAGCCGAACAUCACACGAGUCGACGAGGCACAAUUUUGGCAAGUACACUACGGACUGUGCAUGGCCAAUCUGAAGAUUUCCGUCCCGAGGGGAUGCGAUGAAGGAACCAUCAGUAAGCUGCGAAGUCGAAUUUCGUCGCUCAUCCAGAACCGCCUCGGUGAGGGCUAUGGGCGGGGCUCUAGUUUGCGAUGGGAGGUAACCAUCCAGACCAGCAUUGACCCGAAUUAA